AUGGGUAUCCCGAAUCACAACCUCGACGACCUCGAGCAGCGGCGACUCGCGCUCGAAGACAAUAUCUCCGAACUCCAAAAGUCCCUUUACCACUGGCGAACCUGGGAGGCAGAAUACGAUGGCCUUCGAGAGGAAAUCAACGAGCUGAACGAUGAUGCCACAUCCGAUGACUUUCUCGCCGUUGCGCGCCAAUACGAAGGAUCGUUGGUGAACGAGAAGGAAAUCCAGACCAUCCUUCGAACCGAAGCAGGCGUCACGCGAUCCCGUACCCAAGUUGUCGACCUUCUCGGCAGACGGAUCGAUUACGUGAAGCAGAAUGCCGCGACAAUUGAGAAGAGGCUUCGAAAAGUUGAGGAUGAGUUGUACACAUUGGACUCGAACGACCAGCUUCCUGUGGAUAUCUCUGGCGAUCAAGGAUUUCCCAUGAGUGAAAUUGUGGAAGAGCUUGACGAGGAAGGAAAUGUGAUUUCCAGCUCAGUUAACACUCCCGGAGAUCACGCACCCGCCCUCCUAGAAGCCCUGAAGAAAGCUGGUGUUGAUGAUAUCCCGGACGCCUCUCAGCAAAGCGAGAGCACUGCUGGACCUAGCUCAGCUACCCGAGAAGAGAAGGCAGAUGCGGCGGAGGAGGAUCAGACCAAAGAGCAGUCUGAGGUGAUCUCAAAUGGACACGUCUCCUCCUCGAACCGAAACGAUGUAUCCCAGGAAGACGAGCUGGACCUGUCGAAACCAGUGUCGCUUGUCACGCCAGAGGAUCGUGCACAAUCCCCAGUUACCGAUAUCGACGAACCCGCCGACGAGGCAACACUCCGACGAGAAAUGCUGGAAUACGGCAUCCACGAAGUUGGCGCAAUCGUUGCAGAGCUGGAGCUGGAUGAGGAUGGCAGCGAAUUCUCUAUUUCAGACGAUGAGUACGACAUGGGCACUGAAGACGAGGAUGAAGACGAAUAUGGCCGGUCACACCUCGAGUUGUCCGAGGAAUACCACCGACAAAUGCGGGAGUUGGAAGCCAAACUUAACGCGAGAGGCAUGACCAAUCUGGGCAAGGACACUCAGACUUUCCCUGAGGAAGUUCGACUGGAGAUUGAAAACUCUGCCACGGAACCUGCUCAAGAGAAUGCAAAGAUUGAUAGCUCUGAGAAGGGCAAGAAACCGAAAAAGAAGGUCGCUUUUGCGGAUGAUUUGGAUAUCGCGCCAGCAUCCAAGCCCGCUGUAGUUGACAAGAAGCCUCCUGCGCCAAAGCCUCAGGCAACCGUCCAGGUCCUCUCCGAUGCUAUCGUUGAGCGUACAGAGCAGCCAAAGGAGUCUAAACCAGCACCAUCCAAUGGGCCCAAGAAGGCCUCUCGCUUCAAGAGCGCUCGCAUAGUUGAUCCUGCGGCUACCACUUUCGAAUCACCCGCCAAACCAGCAUCUUCCCAAUUGCCCCCUCAGAUUUCCGGAACCCAGACCUCCCGGAAGCAAACCAACGGCCUCCCAUCAGCAACGCCCCCUGGUUUGUUCCCUGCUACCCCUCAUGAGCCAAAGCCCUUCUCCACGCCAAUCAUGGACAUUCCUGUUGGACCAUCAGCUCCCACACCUCCAGAGGGCAAGACCCUAGCCGACAAGCUGGUCGAGCGAGAUAUUGCUCCUGGAUCCAUCACGGCUCCUGAACCAGACGAGUUGAACGAAGAGAUCCACCGCCGCGAGAUUGCUUCUGAGUUUUACAGAAUGCGGAAUAGCAAGAUCCAACAGCAGGGUGGCUUCGUCAAUGAGGAAGAGCCGGAGUUUGUCCCUGUUGAGGAGCCGGCUCAACGCGUGAGCCGGUUCAAGGCUGCACGGCUGCGACCUUAG
Molecule: messenger RNA, 1827 nt
Organism: Penicillium cataractarum
Lineage: Eukaryota; Fungi; Ascomycota; Eurotiomycetes; Eurotiales; Aspergillaceae
Product: prefoldin-like protein
Exons: 1
Coding region: 1-1827 (608 amino acids)
Biological process (GO): negative regulation of transcription by RNA polymerase II; negative regulation of phosphatase activity
Molecular function (GO): chromatin binding; transcription corepressor activity; phosphatase inhibitor activity
Source: RefSeq, a predicted model, not a curated record